Messenger RNA from Xiphias gladius (swordfish), 4227 nucleotides. It is a transcript of the gene lonrf1, whose product is annotated as LON peptidase N-terminal domain and ring finger 1, like. The coding region runs from base 269 to 2497 and encodes 742 amino acids. Lineage: Eukaryota; Metazoa; Chordata; Actinopteri; Istiophoriformes; Xiphiidae. The transcript has 12 exons. Gene Ontology annotation, molecular function: protein binding. The record is from RefSeq and is a predicted model, not a curated record.
UCUGGUACAGUCAUUCAACCUCACUACGUCCUUUCCGUAGUUAUGAAACUUUUCAACGCAGGUUUUGUAACCGAGACAUUCUGACCAAUCACGGCCCGAGCCUGCUGUUCACGUGACUGUGCUUUUUUUUAUGUAACAAACGGGUGUCUAUGGGAAAGUCCGUUCACUACACUGUCAUGGACCGCGGCAGCUAUAGAAAUGUAUAGACGGGUUAACAGAAGAAAACACAAAUCUACAUAACAUUUAUCUUCUUUUUUUAGACGCUAAAAUGUCGCUCCAACCGCAAGUAGAGGACACCGCGGAGGAGAGAAGCGCCUUCUUCAUCGGCGCAGCCGACGCGGACGACGUCUCGGCGGAGGAGGACCACCAUAAACUUAUACUACAGAAAGCUAACGCGCUAGCAUCGGAAAACUGCCUCAAAGAAGCAAUUGACUGGUUUUCAGUGGCUAUGCGAUAUGGCCCUGUGCGACCUGAACAACUGAGCACUUUCGCGGACUGUAUCCUCCGCAACUUUAAAAGGAAAGCGGCCGGCCCAGACUCACGUACGGGCCGGAGCCGGGGCAGCUGCGGGGAAGAUGUGUUUGACUGUCCCAACUGUCAUAGCUUUCUGGGUGAACCUGUGACCAUAGCCUGUGGACACUCGUAUUGUAAAAGGUGUUUACAACGACGGCUGCUCUCCAAAUGUAAGCUGUGCAGUGAAGCCGUAAGGGGUGAGGAGAAAGCCAAUGUAAUUCUGUGCGGUCUUUUAGAUAAAUGGUUCCCCGACGAACUGAAAAAGUCCAAAAUGUUGUGUGACGUGGACGAGCUGUGCAGGAGAAAACGCUACCAAGAAGCCGUGUCGCUAGCAACCGAUGUUAUCCGUAGCGAUCCACAGACGCAAGCAGUGGUGCGACUGUCUCGAGCGGAGGCGUACAUGGCUCUCAAGCAGUACAGUCUGGCAUUGGAGGACGCAGAGUUUUGUCCCGAGUCCAGCUGUUUUGCUGAAGCUUUGUUUAGGAAAGCUAUGGUGCUGCAUGAGAUGGGCCAGGUGGACGAGUCUCUCCAAGUCUUCCUCCACUGCCUGGCUGUGGAUGAAGACUUCCCCCGUGCUAAAAGACAAGUGGAAAAGAUCUUGUGUGACCUGCUCUCCCCGGUUGAUGAGAAUGUCAAGGUUGGCCUGAGGGAAACAACGCAGAACACGUCGCCUCAUUUGCGCAGCAAAACCCUCGUGGCUGAUGCCCAAGCUCAACCACAGAGCCCGGUCCAAAGACAGUACCAACACCAGGGCCGCGCUGCCUCUGCACACCACCAUCUGGACAACCAGGAGAAACGCUGGGAAAGUCUGGAGCGGCCUGGUCUGAGCCGAGCUCACUCGCUUCGAAUGCAUGGCUCUGGUUGUGCUGAAGAGGGUCUGAAGAGAGUUUGCUCUGCUCCUCAGCUGGGGGACCAGGAGAAGGGGAGCCUGCUGAAGAGGAAGUUGUCAGUGUCAGACGUAGAACCCUGUAUAGUGGCCUGUGGAAGUAGCAAACACAAAAAACAAGGUGUUGCGAAAGGCUCCAAACUGCGGUCUGCAAAAGCUAAAACCUGCAGAAGUGUUCCUGAGGAUCUGCUGGACAGCAAUGACUUAGAGUGCUCUCUUUGCAUGAGGUUGUUUUAUGAACCUGUGACUACACCCUGUGGCCACACCUUCUGUAAAAACUGUCUGGAACGCUGCUUGGACCACACACCCCAGUGUCCCCUCUGUAAAGAGAGUUUGAAAGAGUAUCUAGCAUGUAGGAAGUAUAUGGUGACAACAGUCCUGGACACACUGAUCAAACAGUAUUUGAGUCAGGAGUAUGCAGAAAGGACUAAAACUCAUCUGGAGGAAACCAGAGAACUUUCUGAUCUGACGAAGAAUGUGCCUAUCUUUGUGUGUACCAUGGCUUACCCCACCGUGCCUUGCCCCCUGCAUGUCUUUGAGCCACGUUACCGCCUCAUGAUUCGCCGCUGCAUGGACACAGGCACGCAGCAGUUUGGGAUGUGUAUUAAUGAUCCCCAGAAAGGGUUUGCAGAUUAUGGUUGCAUGUUGAUCAUCCGGAGCGUCCAUUUCCUCCCCGAUGGACGAUCAGUAGUGGACACCAUCGGAGGAAAACGCUUCCGAGUCCUGUCCCGAGGAAUGAAGGAUGGUUACAGCACUGCUGACAUUGAACACUUAGAGGAUACUAGGGUGGAGGACAGUGAUGAGCUGGAGAGACUACAAGACCUGCAUGAUGCAGUGUACGAGCAGGCCCGUGUCUGGUUCGAGAACCUCAAGAUCCGCUUCCACAACCAGAUCUUGCAGCACUUUGGACCCAUGCCAGAACGAGAAGCUGACAUCCAGGCAACUCCCAAUGGUCCAGCUUGCUGCUGGUGGCUGCUGGCUGUCCUGCCUAUUGACCCACGGUACCAGCUCUCUGUCCUCUCCAUGACCAGCCUCAAAGAACGCCUGGUGAAGAUCCAGCACAUCCUCACAUAUCUGCAAAGCAUCCCCAACAACUAGAGCUUCCUGUUCUCACCACUAGAAACAUCCUUUGGACUAUUAAACAACAUUCAAGCAACCUUGUAUCAACAUCUCACCAAAUUUUGUUUCUACAGCCAACUGAUCCUUUAAACUUUUAUUUCUACAGCUAUAAGACCUCUGUUUUUACUCUUUAUUUGUUUUAAGCAUACAUAAGAUCAGAGCAAAUCUGAAACAUCAUUGAAUGGAUCACUGAAACCAGAGAUACGGCCAAACCACCUCAGGGAUGCUUCCAAGGACACACACUAUUUGUGUGUGAUUGUCAGAAAUUAUUUUAGAAAAAUAAGAUGUUUGACCUUAAAUAUUCUCACCUGCUCUUGGCCUUUAUGCAGGCCAUUUUCCUAAGAACUUCCUGAAGGAUCUUGUUGAAAUGAGAAGAGCAGUUACUACUUCACUGGGUUAACAAUUUGUGAUGCUGUUGAAAACAACAACAGAGUAGUUUAUCAAAGAUUUUUGAGUGUACCUCCUUUAGGGAUAGCACUUAUGGCGCUGAGGUGGAGAGAGUCUGUUAUGGUUUGUGUUUUGUCCUCUCUGGUGAGACCAGUGUAAAGGAAGUUUUAUUGUUUGUCUCCUGGCUGUAAGAUUUAAUGCUCAUAUGGAGAAGGGAUGAGGUGAUUCUGUGGAACAAAAUCCUAAAUGCUGAAAGUCCAAAAAGUGAUAGCAAGAUUUAAGCUGAUGUGGUUUAGAGGAACCAAUCAGAAUUUGCAACUUGCACAACCAAGUGUAACUAAAGGCUGAUGUAUGUGUACCAACACAUGAUGAAAGUAUUAAUCAGUCUCUUCCGAGCAUCAAAUUUUCUUCUUAAUCACUUCCCCCACAUGCUUACCAUGCACAACUUUCAUCGCAGCCUCUAAGUAUUGGUGUAGGAACUUUCUGUUGAAAGAAUGACAUGAUCUGUGUUUCUUCCAUCGUUUUUCAGACUUUCUUCCCAGAUGUCUUUCAGACACCGGCCAUUUUGUGCCUCCUCUCCUAACAUGAGUUUGGAGGAACAGUCAUGGCCCUGAAAUCUCAUCUCGAUUAUAUGCUUUUUAAACACUUUUCUUCCUCUCACAGUUAACCUUAAGUUGUAAGCCCUAUCUUCCAAAGUUUUUGUUUGUCACAGACCUUUGGAGAUCCUGCUGGAGUGUGUGGAUUUGAAAUGAAAGUGUGAAAGAGUCCAGUGGUUCAGUUCUUGUAUUAUUUGUCUCUCCUCAAAACCAAAAGACUCAGCUUCCCAUUGAAUGAACUUAAACUGAAUUAAUUUAUAAGUUAAAAUAUAUUUGCAAAUUCCGACCAUGUGCUUGAGUGAGAAAUUCUAUUGGGGUCUUGCAAUAUUAUGGCAAAUCAAAACAAGCCAAAAACAUCAUUUAUACCGCCAAUGGGUUAGCAUUAUUCUUCAAUCAAAGCUGCUCUGUGUGCUUGGAGGAGAGAGAGUACCUGCAGUGCUUUAGUCAGGGGACUGCGUUUGCCUUACACCAUUUUGUAUUGUGAUUUGAAUAACACGAUGCGCUGGCUUGGUUACCAUUCCUUUUUGCCAUAGUAUGAAAUAUGUUUUAAAUGUUUGUUUUUUUUCCCCUCAGAUAUAAAAAAAAAAAAAUAUGGAAAAAAACUAAAUUCAAGACAAGGCUGUUGUAUGUAAAUCAUUUGUAAAAAGGCUUUUUGAACAGAGCUUGCUUUUUGCUCAGAUGUUUUAAGUUAUCAAUUUUCAAUAAUAAAUGCACUUCUUUUUUCAA